AUGGAAACUUGGUUUUGGAUUCUCGGCUGGUUUUUUUCCAUUCUGACGAUGACUGGAAAUGGAUUUAUUAUCCUCCUUGUUUGUACCAGACGGCAUCUUCGAACCAAAACCAACGCCUUUGUUUUAUCCCUCGCAGGAGCAGACUUUUUAGUUGGGAUGACUGCUGUUCCUUCGCUGUUUCUCUUAGAAAGGAUUGGCCGCGGUUACUCACAAGGUUUAUACACAGGCCUGAAGAGUUUGAAGUGGCUGUUCCAGGAUGCAUCAGUGAUCAACAUGUGCAGUUUGGUACUGGAUCGCUACAUAGCUGUUGUGAAGCCUUUGAAAUACUUAACCUUUAUGACUUCCAGACGUGUUAUCCAGCUCAUUUCCUUCUCGUGGGGGUUAUGUGUUGUUUUCAUUUUGGUUUUAUCAUCUCUGUUAUUUAGCCUUAACCCGAGAGUCGUCUUACGUACUCUGUUUUGGGUGGUUUUUGUUUUAUUUUACUUCUUGCCAUGUUUAAUGAUUAUUUUUUGUUUUGCACGAAUGUUACGUGUUAUCUAUAUGCAAAACCGAGCACCAACCUUUUCAGGAAAACAGUUAAGGUUUAACAAACGUCGUGAAAAAUCUGCAUUGAUAAUGAUGAUGAUUGUUGUUUUUUUGUUUCUUGUCCUCUGUGGAAUUAAUAUCCGUUGCAUUUUCGCAGUUAUUUUAAAUGAUAAAUGUGACAGAGGUAAUUAUAGGGAUCUUAUUUUAGUUUUAAAUUCCGCCGUAAACCCUUUAGCUUAUGCCUUUUUCAAGGCAGACCUAAAGAGGGAGAUCAAAAAGAUCUUUUGCAAAGUGGCCGUUGAAAGAAAGGCGGUAAACGUGUAG
This is a messenger RNA of Porites lobata, 849 nucleotides long. NCBI's taxonomy places the organism in Eukaryota, Metazoa, Cnidaria, Anthozoa, Scleractinia, Poritidae. The record is from the annotation of a GenBank genome assembly.